UAUAAUAAUGAGUGCGCACCAUCAUUCUAAUUUCCAAAACUCUUCCAAAUUCCCCAUAUAAAAACCCAACCCUAGACUGGAAGCACUAAACUAUUCCCGGCGGGUAGUAUAACACUAUGGUGUAGAGAGGGCGAUCAUCAAUCAAUCGGAAAAGCACUAUGGGUUUCGAUGAACACACGGGUUGGAAAUCCGCAGAGGAGAAACGGUGCAAGAGAAGGUCAAAGGAGAAAGAGGGUGAGGUUGUUCCGGCGAAGGCAGGUGUUGGGAGUGAGAAUAGAGGAGGAAGUGAUGCUGUUGUUGCUGAAGGCGAAGCUGUGGAUGCAACUGCCUGGGGGAGUGAAGAAGCAGCAGUAAAGAACAGGAAGCAGGAAAGAAGAGCGACGGAGGAAGUGCCUAUUCGGAGCUCUAAAGUAAGAGGCGGAGUGCGUGACUUGACCAAAGUAGGGAAGGGAAAAAGGGGGAGAAAUGGUUCUAAGUACGGGAGUGGAUUAGACCCUCUUUCUCCAAUGACUAAUUGUAGUAAGGGUUGCUAUGACAGUGAAGAAAAAUCCUCAAAGAAGAUAAGAAUGGGUUGCAGGGGGGCUGCUGUUGUGAAAUCUCACAGUUUUGAAGAUGGAAAUGUAGGUAGUGGUGUGGCUAGAGAGGGAAAUGAAGCAAAAAAGAACUCAAAUAUGAAGGUCAUGGAGGAAGUGAGUCCAUAUCUUGCUACUGUCCAGGAAGAUUUGGUUUCUCCCUCUUUUGUGCAAUAUCCCAGUUUUAAAGAUGGAAAUGUAGGUGCUGUUGUAGCUAGAGAGGUAAAGGCAGCAAAAAAGAAGUCAAAAAGACCCUCAAAUAUGAGGUUGGAGGAGAAAGAGGUGGAUGGAGUAACCAAGGAGAGUUCGUCUUUUGCUGCUGCUGCGGCCUCUGCUCGAGAGGAAAAGGAAGAGAGGAAGCUGGAAUGGUGCACAGAAGAAAAGCAAGGCUUCCUCCUUUCCAACAUUGAUGACAAGAAAGCUGCUGAUGAUGAAGAAGAAGUUAAGUUGGAUUUAAGGAAUAGAGAAUACAGGGGGGAUGAGGCUACUAGACCAGUGCGUCGGAACAUUGAGGAUGAUUUGGCUCAUUUUACAUACAUACGAGAAGAAGGUUACAAAAUAAGUAGACCUGCUGCAGGUUGCAGAAUAAGAUGCAGAACAAGUCGACCUGCUGCUGCUGGUACUACAAAAGCGCCAUAUUCAACGGCUGCAGAAGGUGGCCACGGCCAAAGGCCCAAGAAAAGGGCAGUAGCAGGUGGUCACGGCCAAAUGCUUAAGAAAAGGGCAGCAGGUGGCCAUGCCCAAAGGCUCAAAAAGGCCGGAGAAACUAAAAUCAAACCUGUUUUAACUGCUGCUCAGAAGCGAGAUGAAGCUUACCUAAGGAAGAUGCCAGCUAACAAUUGGAACCCGCCCCGUUCACCUCAUAAUCUCAUUCAAGAAGAUCAUGUCCAUGAUCCGUGGAGGGUUCUCCUCAUUUGCAUACUACUUAAUCGCACAGAUGGGAAAGAGGUUAGGAAAGCUCUACCAAAACUAUUGGAUUUGUGUCCAAACGCAAAGGCUGCUUCAGAAGUUGAUGUCGAGCAAAUUGCACACAUUGUGGAACCAUUAGGCUUAAACAAGCAUGUUAAAAUUCAGCAGUUUUCUCGCGAGUAUCUGGAAGAUAGUUGGACUCAUGUUACCCAGUUGUAUGGUAUUGGCAAGUAUGCUGCUGAUGCCUAUGCAAUAUUUUGUACUGGCAAAUGGGAUCGCGUGAAACCAGUAGAUCACAUGCUUGUUAAAUACUGGGAGUUUCUCCACACUUCAAGCCAACUCACGGAUGAGAUGUGUGUUUAGAAAGUAUGUGAUUUUCUUACCACAAAAGGUAAUGAGGGAAUGGUAACAUUGGCCUUGGUAUAUACUACAUAUAUCUUAUUAGCUAUUUAACGACAACAUGCCAAGUGGAGGCGGCUGCCUUCUCGUGUGGACUAUCAUUUUGUAACCAAACUUUUUUUGGGUGCGUUAGCGCGUAUCAAGUAGAUGAUGACAAACUUUUAUCUCAUUACAUAUAAUCUCAUUACAUAUAUCUUCUCA
Messenger RNA from Cuscuta epithymum, 2081 nucleotides. NCBI's taxonomy places the organism in Eukaryota, Viridiplantae, Streptophyta, Magnoliopsida, Solanales, Convolvulaceae. The record is from the annotation of a GenBank genome assembly.